UGAAAACCUUUUGACAGGGGGGAAAUUUCAAAAAUAGAGACAGGGCGCAUUGUUCCGCGAAGCUUUUUACCUGGCGUUAAACAGCACCAAAAAUGUAUAGACCGGGGAAAUGCAAGACUCCUCGCAGGCCUGGCAUCAGAAAGGCUUCCCAUACAGAGAAAGAUCCUGUUGGGGUGUACUGUCGUAUACGGCCACUUGGAGCAGACAAUGAGGAAUGUUGCAUUGAAAUGAUCAGCAACUCCACAAUUCAGCUGCAUGCUCCGGAUGGCCUUAAAGCCAACCGCAAUGGAGAAUUCAAAGAGACGCAAUACUCCUUCAAAAAAGUAUUUGGUAUUAAUACCACUCAAAUGGAGCUCUUUGAGGAAGUUGCCAAGCCGCUAGUGGAGGACCUUAUUCAAUGUAAAAAUGGUCUGCUGUUUACAUAUGGUGUCACGGGAAGUGGUAAGACCUUCACUAUGACAGGCUCGCCUGGAGAGGGUGGACUCCUCCCUCGUUCUCUUGACAUGCUGUUCAACAGUAUCGGCCCCUUUCAGGCCAAACGAUUUGUGUUUAAACCAGAUGACAAAAAUGGGAUUGACAUCCAGAAUGACGUUGAUGCUCUCCUUGAGAGACAGAAGCGAGACAAUCAGCCUUUAGUGCCCAAGACACCUUCCUCUAGGCAGAAGGCAGACCCAGAAUUUGCAGACAUGAUCAGUCCACAAGAGGCAUGUAAAGCUGAGAAUGUGGAUGAAGACUGUUGUUACAGCAUUUUGGUGUCCUACGUUGAGGUCUAUAACAACUACAUCUAUGAUCUUCUCGAGGAUGCCCCUUUUGAUCCCAUCAGACCAAAAGCUCCUCAAUCCAGGAUUCUACGAGAAGAUCAGAAUCAUAACAUGUAUGUUGCUGGCUGCACGGAAGUUGAGGUCAAAUCGACAGAAGAGGCAUUUGAAGUCUUCUGGAAGGGUCAAAAGAAGAGAAGGAUUGCCAACACGCAACUGAACCGCGAAUCCAGUCGUUCCCACAGUGUCUUCACUUUAAAGCUGGUUCAGGCACCCCUCGAUGCUGAUGGCGACAACGUUCUGCAGGACAAAAACCAGGUGAAUGUCAGCCAGCUGUGUUUGGUUGACCUGGCAGGGAGCGAGCGCACCAGUAGAACGAGAGCAGAGGGAAGCCGUCUGCGUGAAGCAGGUAAUAUAAAUCAGUCUUUGAUGACUCUGCGAACGUGUAUGGAAGUCUUGCGAGAGAACCAGAUGUGUGGAACCAACAAGAUGGUGCCAUACAGGGACUCGAAAGUGACUCACCUUUUUAAGAAUUACUUUGAUGGAGAAGGAAAGGUUAAGAUGAUUGUUUGUGUCAACCCAAAAGCCGAUGAUUACGAGGAAACAAUGCUCGUAAUGCGGUUUGCAGAGAUGACACAAGAGGUGGAAGUUGCGCGGCCGGUGGACAGGCCGAUCUGCGGGCUCGCGGCUGGACGCAGGCAAAGAAAUCAAGCAUUCAGGGAUGAGCUGUCACAUCGCCUGGAUGAUCGAGGAGCACCCUAUAAUGCUGAUGAUGCCGCUCUGCUCAAUCAACUCAUUGAAAGCUUUCCACCUAUGCCAUCCUGUGAGCUGGUGGACCCAGGAGAUGAUCAGACACUACCACGCCUGAUUGAGGUCCUGGAGAAGAGACAUCACAUCCGUCAGCUGAUGGCAGAGCAGUUCAACAAAGCUGCCAAUAUGCUGAAUUCCAUGCUUCAGCAAUUUGAUGGUCAAUUUGGCAAUAAGGAGAACUUAAUCCAAGACCAGCAAAGCAAACUGAGCGAGAGGGAUAAAGUUAUCAUCAACCAAAAAACAGAACUCGAACGACUGGAAAAAAAGUCCAAGACCCUGGAAUACAAGAUUGAUAUCCUGCAAAAGACAACCGACAUGUAUGAGAGCAACAAACGCUCACUCGAGCAAGAGCUGGAGACUCGUGCGCAAAAGCUCCAGCAGGAACUGUCGGAAAGGAGGCGAAUGGAGCAGCACAUGCAGGGCAUGGUUACAGACGCCAAACUCAAGUGGGAGAAGGAGUGUGAGAGACGGGUGAAUGCCAAGCAGCUGGAGAUGCAGAACAAGUUAUGGGUCAAGGAUGAGAAGCUGAAGCAGCUCAAAGCGAUCGUUUCAGAGAGCAGCCGUGGCAGCAGCAGCAGCAGUAGCACAGAGAGACCAGAGAAACCAGAAAGGCCCUCAAGGGACCGAGAUCGCAAGUAUGGACAGAAGAGGUCGGCCUCUCCAUCACCAGAUCUUCGACAAACACCUUCCCAAGAGAGUCAAGCUAAGAUUAGGGCAGUUCAGGACAAUGCCGCCGCCACCGCCUCCUCCACUUCAUCUUAUCCCUCAGUAGCAUCUUCCAUCUCUGAGUGGGAGCAGAGGUGUCCUGUAGACUCAGCAACCUCCCAGUGUAGAGAAGCGGGGACCCCUCAGUGCAGGAGCCGGACUCCCGCCAUGUGCAAUGACGCCAGCAGAGCGAAUCGCAGGAGAGGCCAUCGCUUUGCCUCGGAAACAGAGGCCCCUGCAACUCGGCUGGUCCACGGACUAGACCUAGAGGCAGGCAUAAGGCCGGCUCAGCAAAUUAAUCCAGUGCACAGACGCUCACACUCUGCAGGUGGGGAGAAAUGGGUAGACCACAAACCAUCAUCUAAUGUCGACCUAGGCACUGUCAUGCAGCCUGUAAUACCCAAUGCAAUCCAAGUAUCUUCCCCGAGCGAGAAAGCUCUGUCUAAAUGCCACAAGUAUGUGCUUAGACAUCAAGAGCUUGCCUCUGACGGGGAAAUUUCAACCAAGUUGAUCAAGGGCAACGUUUUUAGGACCAGAAGUGGUGGCCAGUCCGUAGAAUUUACAGAUGUUGAGACACUGAGGCAGGAGUGCCCAACUGCGCCGAGUCGCAAGAGAAGAUCAGGCUCUGCAGAGGCACCGCAUAACAAGGAGGACCAAGAAAACUGGGCUCCUGUUGCAAGCACAAGUGCUGUACUUGGGCAUCAAAAACGCAGGAAGCCGUGAAGAUUUUUUUUUUCUUCUGAGUAGCAACAAAGCAAGCUGCCUGUUUGCUCAAUGGGACAUUGACAUGAAGGAACAAUGCACGUUUUUUAAACACUUUAUUAUAUUUUGACAAUUUAGAAUAGAAUUAUAAUGGAGUAGUAAGAACAAUUACAUGAAUAUAUAUAUAUAUAUAUAAUCACAACAUGCUGGAUUACUGCUCCUUUUCUUUUUCUUUUUUCCCCCCACCUUUUUUUGAACACCAAAUAGUUGAGUUCAAGCCUUGUAACCAGGAGUGUUUACUGCCGCACAAAUUGAUAUACGUAGAUUUUUUAUUUUAUUUUUUUACUUCAAGGCUGGUGUUGAUGUGCUGGAAAUAAGUAUAAUGAUUUGUCCCCCCCCCCCCAUCUGUUUAGAAAUAUACACAAUAAGACACACUACAGUACUAAUUUUGGUGGCAUUAAAUUCAUUCAACUCAA
Molecule: messenger RNA, 3451 nt
Organism: Syngnathus acus (greater pipefish)
Lineage: Eukaryota; Metazoa; Chordata; Actinopteri; Syngnathiformes; Syngnathidae
Product: kinesin-like protein KIF23
Exons: 23
Coding region: 93-2996 (967 amino acids)
Biological process (GO): microtubule-based movement
Cellular component (GO): microtubule; kinesin complex; nucleus
Molecular function (GO): ATP binding; microtubule motor activity; microtubule binding
Source: RefSeq, a predicted model, not a curated record